AUGUCUUCGAUCAACGCUUUGCAUUUGAAAGAUCCCGGAACAACAGUGCGCACGAUACCAUCCACGCAUACAUGGUACUGCGAGACGGGUGUCAGUGAAUCGUCCGGCACAGACCAGCUGAUAACACAGCUACGACUCAUCUUCUUCUCCACCGUCAGCUCACGUGGAAAAGGCACUGCAAUGCAAAACCGCUCAGAGAGACGCUAA
Messenger RNA from Gongylonema pulchrum, 207 nucleotides. NCBI's taxonomy places the organism in Eukaryota, Metazoa, Nematoda, Chromadorea, Rhabditida, Gongylonematidae. The record is from the annotation of a GenBank genome assembly.